Molecule: messenger RNA, 1467 nt
Organism: Postia placenta MAD-698-R-SB12
Lineage: Eukaryota; Fungi; Basidiomycota; Agaricomycetes; Polyporales; Adustoporiaceae
Exons: 10
Coding region: 1-1467 (488 amino acids)
Source: RefSeq, a predicted model, not a curated record
AUGUAUUCAUACAACGUCCAGAGCCCGGACCAACCUCCGUACCUCUACAAUUUCCGAUCUUGGGAGGUUCCCUCUGGGCCUAGUUCGACCAAUGUCGGGCUGCAAGACAAAAUGCCCCUGGAACCAGUCGCCGAAUCCUGGACAAGUCGUUACGAGACAGCCCAGCGAUAUAUGGCCGAUGGCUUUAGUUCACUGGACUAUCUUCAGCACCCAUACUCCUCAUGGCCCAUAGACGCAACGUACCCAUCACACCAUAAUUCCGCGGUCGUACACCAUACUGCAGACCCUACCCCCUCAACGUCCGAUCGCCAAUAUCAUGGGCCCUCGACGGUAGCACAGGUACGCAACGGCGGCCAAGUCGCCUGCCGAUGGGGCGGAGAGUGCAGUAUGAUCAUCGAUGACCUCUCCCCGGCGGGCAUCACCCGACAUCUGAGGGCACACCAUUUUGCCGAGUCUUCUGACACCUUGUUGACAUGGGAGAAACGGAGCCGCGGAUCCUGCGAAUGGUCGAACGAUACGCACGCAUGUGGUCGCCGCAUGUUCUACGCCAGCUUUGGCAAGCACAUUGCUGCUGUGCACCUAGGAACAAUCUCGCGGCGAUGCCCCAAGUGCAAUCCUACCAGCAGUGAAGCGCAUAAUCUCCGAGAGUGGUCUUCAUCAUUAAGCUUCGGAUCGCUUCCUGAUGUCGUUCGCGAGGAGAAGUUACCUGUGGCAUGUCACGACAUUAUCAUCACCCGCGGCCCGCGGCCCGCAAAGAUUCACACGAAUGUCAGUCCGGUCGAAGGUGCUUCCGAUCAUGGAUGCGAUGUCAUGAACAGAGGUAGCAAGGCAGGUUUGGCUAUGUCAAAGCGCGAUUAUGAUGUGGCAUCACACAAGGAGUACACCUGCUCGGUGCCCAUGUUCAAACUCACAGAAACAAACAAACUAGUGAACAAGCUAUUGAAAGCCUGGAUUUUCCCCCUUUAUCUACAUUGUACUUCGGAUUUCAACGCUUCGACGGUGACAACCCUCGAGCGCUCAGAAAUUAUAUUUGGUUCCAACACACAACGCGCCACACCCUGCCGAUGGGGCACUGGCUGCGGUGCCAUCCUGCACAAUCUGACCCCCACGGCUAUCAGUAACCACUUGAAGGAGCACCACUUCGAGUUUUGGGACGAUCGAGCCAGAGGCCAAUGCCAGUGGGAAGGAACAUCAUGCAGAAACGGCAUGGACAUGUACUUCGGCAGCUUCGGGAAGCAUGUAGCAUGUGUCCAUCUGCGCUCAACGACGGAGAAGUGUAGAUAUUGUGGGGAGACGUUCUCUCGGCCGGAUGUUCUCGUUCGCCACGAGAAGCGUUAUUGUCCUGGCCAACGGCAGCUUCAGCUUUCAUUCGUGUCUAAUGUAUGGGCUCCAAAAGUGCACCCUCCAACCGCAGCGCACCAGUUCUCGGGCGAGUCGAAGCAGCUGUUCACUCUUGGGUCAACCUGA